This is a messenger RNA of Hypanus sabinus (Atlantic stingray), 5423 nucleotides long. RefSeq lists its product as uncharacterized. NCBI's taxonomy places the organism in Eukaryota, Metazoa, Chordata, Chondrichthyes, Myliobatiformes, Dasyatidae. The coding region runs from base 520 to 1848 and encodes 442 amino acids. Gene Ontology annotation, cellular component: trans-Golgi network membrane; lysosomal membrane. The record is from RefSeq and is a predicted model, not a curated record. Gene Ontology annotation, biological process: regulated exocytosis. The transcript is spliced from 5 exons.
CCAAACUUCAGAACAAUUGUUGAGAAGUAAUUAUUGGAUUUACGGCUGUUCUGCUGGAGCUUGUUAAUUUUCUCAUAUCUCUGUGGGAAGAGCAGGACUCAGCAAACUAACAAACAUAAAUUCUUUAAAGGAAACAAUGUCUUUUAAAAGCGUGAAACUCAUCUCGGUUAUUAUCCAGCAAUCAAGUCUUUAUCCUCAUCAAUAGGUAGGAUGGUUUGCCAAUUAAUGGGAUUGCCUUCAGGAUCCUAAUUGUAGGUGCACCAGUAUGAGUGUGCCAGGUGUGUCUACCUGCAGAGAUGAAAUGUCAGUGCUCUGAGCAGAAACCAAAUCAGAGCUAAAACAUCAAGGGAUAGGAAAAAGAAGUUCUAGCACAUCCUCUUUCUUAACAUCAACAUGUUCAAGCCUAUUUUAAAGUGUCCUCACAAUCACCCAAGGUCCUUCUCAGCAGUGAAUACUGAAGCAAAGUAUUCAUUAAGGACUGCCGCUAUCUCUUCCAACUCCAGAGGUUAGUCCCGAACGAUGACUACUCCAAGGCAACCAGCCAAUAGUCAUGAACUAAAGGAAUUUGACAGUGUAAAGGAGUCAAUCACUGACAUCAUUAAUCAGCUUCAGGACAUUGAUCCCAGCCGCCUCUCCUUCUCGCCAUUCCUGGACCUAGACACCCAGAUUACACUGGCACCCAUCUCUGAUAGUCCAGAGUCAUCUGUGGAAGAACUUCAUUCACUAUCUGAUGAGAACAUAGACCACUUCACUGAACCGGGCCCAAAAGGCAAAAGACUUCAGUUCAAUGAAGCCCACCAGAAACUCACGAAACAGCAGAGUGCACCGAGUGAUGGGCGGUUGAACAUGAUUAAAGCAGAACUGGUGAGAAAUCACACCUUCCCGUAUACUGAAAAUAAACACAAGCACCCAGACAAUGUGUCAGUAGGCGUCAGCAGAGAAACUUCUGCCUUGCCUGAUGAAAAAGUGUCUUCUUCAGCGUCGUCAUUGCCUGCUGAAGCUGGGACCAUUCCCCCACAGAACUUCAACAAGGCAGGAGUAGAGAACACAGCAGGGCUGGAGAAGGUGCACAAGUUCCCCAGCCAGGCUUCAGAAGACCAGCCGUUGCUGGGCCCAUCGCCGGACACUGAGACCAUAGAACUGAUUUCCAGUGACUCUGAGCGCAACGCCUCUGCGGAAUCUUCACAGAAGGAGGCAGCUGCUGGGGCAAGUGGAGGCCGGAAGUGCUGCCCCUGUUGCCAGUGCUGCUCUGCUUCACAUCUCAAAGCCGUAUCAUCCGUCUUUGUCUCUCUGCUUUUUAUACCAUGGAUCCUCUAUGGCCUUUACUUAUUUGUGCCCUUUGACUCCCCAUCCUGUCCAGACCUAACUAGCCGAAUGACAUAUACACUACGCUGCAACAUAAUUGCAAUCAUUCCGGUCCUACUCGGUGUCGUCAUCGGUUCUCUGUCCCGGCUUUGCUCUACAGCCAUCGAUCCCUUGGACACUAAUGUCCGAGCUGUUCUUAUUCAUCAGAGAUAUGUUGGCAAUUCCAUUGAACAGUUUGUAAUCUACUUUCUCAACAUGGCUGUUAUGGCAACCUAUCUUCAUCAGGAGCACCUGAAGAUCAUUCCCAUAUUAUCUGGGCUCUUUGCAGUGGCAAGGCUGCUAUAUUGGAUUACAGCCGGAUUGAGCAGCGCCUAUCGUGGAUUUGGAUUUGGGCUGACAUUUUUCCCAACCUUAGCGAUGCUGGCCUACAAUUGCUACUGUUUGUAUGAACUGGGAUUCGAUCACUACUUCAUCCCACUUGAGAGGGGAGGACCCACACGAGCUCCUCCACCGAGACUGAGGUGGUGGGGCUUCGGGGGCUGAAAACUCAAGGGCAGAAAAUGCACACCACAUCAUGGCAGAUUAGAUUAGUAUAUUAUACGAAUACAAUCCUACAGAGGGUGCUGAGAAAUGAUAGCACUAUUAGUUUUUGUGAUUGCUCGUCGGAGUUUAAAUUAUGAGUAUCAGAUAGAUUGCAGUUUUGAGACUAUCUUAACAAAAAUUUAACUUACAGAAGUUUGGACUCUUGAUGUGUACUUUUAGCUGAGAACAGAUGAUUAAUCUUUGUCCAUACAAGUUUUGUGCCUGUCUAGACAUAACGCUAAUGCCCCCUUUUGUAUAAUACAGCUCAUUUGUUCAGUUUUCUUGAACAUCUUUCACAUCUGACAGCUGGAGCCACUUGACUGUUUAAAGAUAUUUCUGAUUGACAAAUAAGCUAAGGAUUAUAUUCAGGGUUGCUGCCCAGAUUACGUUACUCCUAUUGCCUUCAAGAGACAGUUCCAUGAAUCUUAACAGUUAGCCACACAAUUCUUUUGCAUUAAUCCAGAAUUAUCAGGUCUCUCUUCAAGUUAAGGAUUUGUGAACUUCCUAGUCUCUGCUCUGACUACUAAAGUCUUGCUUCAGGGACUGUUUAGGAAGCUCCACGAAUAUAUCCUCUGCAGUAUUUCAGAAUCAGGAUCAGGUUUAAUAGCAAUGGCAUAUGUCCUGAACUUUGCCGUUGUACAGAAGCAGUAAAUUGCAAUAUAAAGUAACAAAAAAAUAAUUAAAUUACAAUAAUAUGUAUUAGAAUUAAAUAAAUAGUGCAAACAGAGGGCUAAAAAUACUGAGGAAGCAUUCACAAGUUCAUUAUCCAUUCAAAAAUCUGAUGGCAGAGGGGUAGAAGUUGUUCCUGAAAUUUUGAGCGUGUCUCUUCAGGCACCUCUUUAAUGGCACCAGUGAGAAGAGGAUCAUCACCCAUAUCCUGGGCUACGAGGGUCCUCAAUGAUGGAUGCCAGCUUUUUCAGGCAUCGCCUUUUGAAGGUGUCUUUGAGUUUACAACUUCCGGCAGCUUUUUCUGUUUCUGUGCAGUGACCCCUCCAUACCAGGUGGUGAUGCCCCCAGUUGAAAUGCUCUAUCUGGAAAAAUCUGCAAAUAUAUUUGGUGACACACCAAAUCUCCUCAAACUCCUAAUGAAAUAUAGGAUUUGUGAAAUGGCAGUCUGAAGUGUUGAGAUUUAGCAAUCAAGACAUUCUAUAAUUCCACUAUUCUUAUAAUGUUUAGGUCAGGGCACUGCAAUAAAAGGGAAGGCUAGAAAUAAACACAGAUUAUCAUCAGAGAUUUUCAAUAUUUACUUCUGCAUAUAUACUCAGGAAGCCCUUAACUGGAUUAUGAUAACUCAGGGCUCUAAUUGCUGUAAAAUACAAUGCAUUGAAUGUACCACCAUAAGAAUUCAAGUAUUAGCCAACAGGAAUACAAUGACUUCAAUAACCUCCAGUUUAGCAUGCCAGAAAGAACCAACGUGAUCUGGAACCUAUGCCGAAUUUAUGACAAGUUGUUGUCUUCUAACUAGAAACAACAUAACCUAGUAUUAAGAUUUUCCAACAGCGACAAAUAAUUGCCCAUCAUACUUGAAUUAAUAAAGGGAAGGUUUUUAUUCUGAUGAAUAUUGGAACGCUUAGUGUAGAAUAGCACUCAAUGUUCUGAACUUGGUCACAUUUCUACCCUGUGGACUGAUGGUGUUAUAAAUUCAGUGGUUUCCAAACUUUUUUGAUGCCAUGUAACAUUAUCAUUAAGCUAGGGGUCUGUGGGCCCCAAGUUGGGAACCCCUCUACUAACUGAUUAUCAGUAAGGUUACUCCUAUUAAGUGUUAAUCUCAUGGGAUUAAACUCUGAACCUGAUUAGCACAAAAACUAAAAUAAAGAAUAAGUGAUAUAAAUUUGGAAGAUGUAAGUCUAUCGCUUCUGAAGUUUUCAGCUGCUUGGCGAGUGGCCACAUUUACCAAGGAAUAUUUUGACAAUUACUUGAGGGGUUUAAGUUUUUUUUGUGCUGGGUGGAUGCACAAAUAUAAUAUAAUCCAGGCACAUUGACAUCAUAGCACUAUUUAGCAUUCAUACUGGUUAUAAUGAGGAAACUGUUUCAUGUUGGAAUUCAGAAACAGUUUGUUCAUCAGUAUUUCCUAUGUACUGUAGUGCGAAGCUGCCUCUUUCCCAGAGGAUAAGGUCACUUACAGCACGUGUAUCUCCAGGCAAAGUCAAACGCAGACAACCUUCUCAGAAUUCGACCUUCCUGUUGCCACCACAUUUCAUUCACUCCAAGUCCCCAGAGGUCUACCUUCACCUUGAAACUUACGCAUGGAGACAAAAAUAAGAGCAUAGGACUUCACCAAGUACGAAAGGGAAACAAAAAAUAUGAGACAGCCAUUAGCGAAUGCCAAACCUGAAUUUUCAAAGACUGAAGGCGCUGCUGAAGGAAAGGCAGGGGAGAAAUGAAUGUCAAGACUUCAUGAAACAAUGGGUAUCAAAGCAAUAAAUUUCAAUUUUAAAGUGAGGAAGAAGGCUGUUUGCCAAAAUUAUUGAUUUUGCAUAAAAUGUGCAUAAAGUCAGUAGCAUAACAAAUGUGGCUUACGUUUCUUUGGAGGAUUUUUGUAUGUAUAGAAGUGAAUUGUUUGUGAUUUAUUAUAGUUCUAGUUUUAACUUAAGAAACUUUAGAACUUAUAAGUAUAGAAUUAGCCAUUUUUAUAUGAAGGAUUUAGUUAUCUUUGCCUACAUGGGACUUUGAUUCAGCUAUAAACUGUGUUGGGAAAUUAGUAAUGUAUCCUAAUCCAAAGCCUCCAGGACUGUAAAUAUCUAAUAAAGUUGUUGCAUUUAAUUUUGUCUAAAAUCACACUAUGUACUUUAAAUGCCAUUGUGCUACAUAUCUGACAAACCAUUAAUGUUCAUUAAAUCUCCCAAAGGUCCCUUGAAAAAGUAACUUGUCUCCACUUGGGUUUCUCUGUUGUGUUUCUCUUUCUUGCCUCUGGCCUGGUGCUGGGAUGUUUCUGAAGCCUAGACUUGUCAGAAUUAGAGGAAGAAAGAGAGAAUACACACAGGUUCUUCGGAGAACUUAAUACAAGGAGUUGCACACUACCAUUUCAUUUCUGGUGCUGAGUUUGAACCGACACCAGACCAGACACAGUGCUGGAAGUAUACAUUUCCUGCCAUUCCAUGGGCUGAAUUUUCACUCCCUAAGUUCUGACUGGAGACUUUCAGUAGACAGAGCAAACAUGAAGCGAGACUCAUUGGUUAACACAUCUUAAUAAUUACUGAUGUCAGAAAGUUAGCAUUCAUUUCCAGAGGACUAGAACAUAAAAGCAAGGAUAUAAAGUUGUGGCUUUAUACGGCAUUGAUGAGACCGCAUUUGAAGUGUAGUGUGUUGUGAGCAAAUUUGGGCCCCACACCCAAGGAAGAAUGUGCUGGCAUUGGAGAGGGUCAAGAAGAGAUUCAUGAGAAUGAUCCCAGCAAUGAAAGGAUUAACAUAUGAGGAGCAUUUGAUGGCUCAGAAUCUAUAUUCACAGGAGUUUAGAAGAAUGAUGGAAGGUCACUUUGAAACCUAUUGAAUAUUGAAAAGGCUGGAUUGAGUGGAUGUGGAAAGGACAUUUCCUA